CUUAUUCUGCAAAAAUGUCUUCACCCGAUAGACCCAGCAGGUACUUCGAUACCCACCGGUACCUCUUCAACGCCUUCGGAAUCUGGACCAACAAGCGCUUCAUAGCAAACUCCCUGAUUCUCACCGUCGUCUACGCCAUCUUGGUGGUGGCCUUGUUCAUAAUAGCUCCCCAGUUCUGCCACGUGGUGUACAUGUACAAGGCCAGGAACGACGUGGUGGCCUUCGCCGACGAGUUCUACGUAUCCAUCGCUUCGAUCGUGGUGGUUUUCAAAGACUACGUGCUGAUAAAAGAUGGUGGAGCUAUCAGAGAGAUGCUUCAUACCAUGGACGAGGCACUCAUGCGACCCAGCGAAUCCCAGCGAAGGAAAUUCGAGAGAACGAUGGGUUUUUGGGACAAGCUGUUCAAGUGCAUGCUGGCGGGGAAUUACUUCUUCUGCGCUUGCAUAUUAGUCACUCCUUUGACGAAUAGAAUGGAACUAGGUACCAGAGAAGUGCCGUUAGUGGAUUGCUACCCUUUCUACAUUUAUUCAACACCGGUUUACCAGUUCAUGUACGUUUACCAGAGUUUUUUGCUGGUUUAUCUGAUAAGUCAUACCGUUCUGUUUUGAUACGUUCGUGGCCGGCAUUAUGUCGGUUUGCUCCGGCGAAUGCGACAUUCUUUACGAGAAUCUGGUGGGUUUACAAUCGCUGCGAGACGAGUCGGAUUAUGAAAGGGAACUGGUGAAAUGUAUCAAGCACCACGAGGAAAUUCGCAAGCUCGUGAGGAAUAUAGAGAAGCGCUUUUCUCUUAUUAUUUUAGAGCAGUAUUUCACGAGUUUGAUUUCUUGUUGCACCACAAUGUUUAAAUUGUCUUUGGCUGAGCCGAUGAGUAUGGAGUUUUUCAGGACGCUCUCUUAUCAAUUAAACAUAUUCCUGCAAAUGUAUCUGUUCUGUUGGUGUGCUUCGGAGGUCACAGAAAAGGUUUAA
Molecule: messenger RNA, 966 nt
Organism: Phyllotreta striolata
Lineage: Eukaryota; Metazoa; Arthropoda; Insecta; Coleoptera; Chrysomelidae
Source: the annotation of a GenBank genome assembly